UUUAUUAGUAAAUAAAAUGGAAAAUAAGAAGAAUCAUGACGAAGAUUUAGAAAGCGAACAAGUAAAUCCAAUGGAUGAAGUUGAGACAGAUCAAGAUCAAGAAACAUUUAAACUUGACAAUACAAACUCUCAUUAUAAAAGUGCACCAAAGUUGAAUAAUUUGCCUAUAAAUGAUCCAAGAUUCUUAUAUCAUGCAAGAGCUAUUAUGAGACCUGAAAAUACAAAACAUGAUGAUAGUAUCAAUAUUAGAGCUUCAGAAACAAUGGAGAGAUCAAUGUCACCUUCAGAAGAACAAUAUUCUCCAGUCAACCAAGAGACUGAUCAAAGUCAGCAAAUUUAUGACUUCCAGUUCCAAAGGCCAUCUUCCUUUGCUGGUCAUCAACAGCAGCAUCCUCAAAGCAUUGAUCAUCAGGAGCACCAAUAUUAUUCCGAUCCAUAUUACAACCAACAAAACUUUGCUCAAACUCAAAACUAUGAAGGCUAUAAUAGCUCAUUUUAAACCUGAUAAUGCCUCAAUACAAAAUUUCCAGCCUCCCACCCCUCCAGAAGACCAACAAAUCCCUCUCAAGACUCAUCACAUAAUGAUCCAAAAAUACGAAUCCGUCCUCCAAUCCCUCAACUACGAAUUCAAGUCCUCUCUCGACCAAAACAAGCAGCUCCAAGAAGAACUAAAUAUCCUUGAGCAGAACCAAGCUAAGGAUCGCCAAAUCAUCCAAGAGCUCAAUUCCGCCCUCUACAAUAGUGAAGGCAAAGAAGAGAUUCAAAGACUUGUUGAAGAAAAGAACGAACUAAAAAGUGAAAAUGAACGAAUGGCCAACCAGCUCCUUGAGAUGGAACUUCAAACAGAAGAGAUCAAGAAGGCAGCCAAUGAUACUUUCGCACAAAAUAGUGAGAAAUAUCAGCAAAGUGAGUACUUCUUCAGAGCUAAAGUCGAUGAAAUGAUGCAGAAAGUUCGAGAAAGCCAAACCAUGGCCAGAGAGAAAGAUGAGAUCAUUUUUACGGUUUCUAGAGAGAAUGAGGCCCUCAAAGCUGAUAUUAGGAAUCUUGAGUCUGUUGAGAAUGCUCUCAAGGAUGAAAUUGAUGAUCUUGUGAGUAAGAGGAAGAGCUUGGAGGAUAUCAAUCAGAAUCUCAAGAACCAAAUCUGUGAACAAAAUAUUGAUCUUAGAAGAUUAGAUUCAGCAAAUAAUACAUUAACCAGAGAAAAUCAAUCUUUGCUGAAAAAUAUUGAGCUGUAUAAGAUCAACACUGAAGAAAUAUUGAAAGAAAAUAACCUUCUCAAAGACAAUCUUGAUAAAAUCGAGGUGAGUUUUUCAGAUCAAGAACUUGUAAUACAGCAAUUACAAUCAGAUAAAGAGCAACUAAAAGCAGAAGUUGAUAGAGUCAGACGCAAUAGAACUCUUAGCAGAGGUCCCUCUAGAAGAUCUGCUUCUAGAGGUACUCCUGUUAGAGACAAGAGCUAUGAAAAAUCUCCUCUCCAAGACUCUCCAAAGCCUAAUAAGGUUCAUUUCAACAUUCCUAGUAGAGGUACGAACGCAUCUAAACCAAGUUUCAAGAAUGCUACUGCUAAAAGUCUGUACGAAGAAUAUAUCGCAAAGAUGAAGAAAGACCAGGAUGUAGAUACCAAACCACAAAGGAUGAAUCAAACAUUUGAUCAUGGAUUCACAAAUGUUUCUUCAAAUUUCAACCAAGAAUCCUUUGGAAGGGAUAUCUCAGGUUCAGAAGAAGGAAAUAAAUCUAUAAGGCCUUAUGAAUAUUAUACUCCUCAAAAGCCACCAAGAAGUCAGAAUCAAAAUAAUUUUGAACCUGUUCAUCGGACCAAAAAUCUAGAAUCUUCCUCAGGAUUCAGAGAAGCAUUAGGCUUCAACCAAGCAAAUACUAAUUUAAAUAAUACAGUAUCAGGGAUAUUACAAAAAGAAAUGGAAAUUAAUGAUCCUCCUGCUGCAGGUGUAAAUAGUGGAAGCAAGGACAGAACCUUUGCUAGGCUCACAGGAAACGCUAAUGAGCUUACCCCAACUCGUAACACUCUAUCCACUCUCACCCGCUCAUUCGUCCACUCAACGCAUCAAAAAGAAGAUUCACUCAAAGAAAUCCAAGAGAACCUUCUUAAAUUCCAAAUCGAAAAGCAGCAGCUGGAAAAUGAGUUCAAUAGGAUCCCACAGUCCUACAAAAGAUCCUUCGCUCAACGUGAAAAGAGAGACAUACUUGAGAAUAAGAUAGAAGAAGUUGAGAAAAAGAUUAAUGAAACCAAGCUAUUUUUGAGAAAGAGAAAGAAAGCAGAAAGGGAAAGAUCUUUGUAG
Moneuplotes crassus is the source of this 2297-nucleotide messenger RNA. NCBI's taxonomy places the organism in Eukaryota, Ciliophora, Spirotrichea, Euplotida, Euplotidae. The record is from the annotation of a GenBank genome assembly.